Pimephales promelas (fathead minnow) is the source of this 2383-nucleotide messenger RNA. Its product is annotated as prolyl endopeptidase. Gene Ontology annotation, biological process: proteolysis. NCBI's taxonomy places the organism in Eukaryota, Metazoa, Chordata, Actinopteri, Cypriniformes, Leuciscidae. Gene Ontology annotation, molecular function: oligopeptidase activity; serine-type endopeptidase activity. The record is from RefSeq and is a predicted model, not a curated record. Gene Ontology annotation, cellular component: cytosol.
CGGACAAACACACACAAAUAUACACCGAAUUUAAAAACAACACUUGAUUCAAACACACAAAAACAUACACACACCAGCAUGGCUUUCCAUUACCCUGAAGCACGGAGGGAUGAGAGUCAGGUGGAGGAUUAUCAUGGAGUGAAGAUUCGGGACCCGUACCACUGGCUGGAGGACCCCGACUCUGAGGAGACUAAGAUGUUUGUGGAGGCGCAGAAUAAGCUGACGAUGCCGUUCCUGAACUCGUGUGCUGUCAAAGAAUGCUUUCAUCAGCGGCUCACCGAACUCUACAACUACCCCAAAUACAGUUGUCCUUACAAGAGAGGCCAGAGAUAUUUCUAUUCUUAUAACGAGGGUUUGCAGAACCAGAAUGUCCUGUACGUGCAGAACUCUUUAGACAGUCCAGCAACGGUGUUCUUCGACCCAAACACACUCUCAGACGACGGGACUGUGGCUCUCAAAAUGGGUCGCCUGUCCGAGGAAUGUGAGUAUUUUGCAUACGGUCUGAGCAGCGCCGGCUCAGACUGGGUGACGAUCCGGUUCAUGAGGGCCGAUGACCAGGUCGAUCUGCCCGAUGUUCUGGAGAGAGUGAAGUUCAGUUGCCUGGCCUGGACACACGACGCCAAGGGAAUCUUCUACAACUGCUACCCUCGACAGGACGGCAAAGCUGACGGCACUGAAACCACAACAAACCUAAACCAGAAACUGUACUACCACGUCAUCGGCACGAGCCAAUCAGAAGACAUCCUGGUGGCAGAAUUUCCUGAGAACCCAAAAUGGCACAGUAGCCUUACCGUCUCUGAUGAUGGUCAGUUUGCAGUGCUGUCCAUCACUGAAGGCUGUGAGCCGGUCAACCGUCUGUGGUACUGUGACCUCAACAAGCUUCCCAACGGGAUCACAGGUUUGCUACCGUGGGUGAAGUUAGUGGACACGUUUGAAGCACAGUACACGUACAUCACCAACGAGGGCACUGUCUUUACUCUACGCACCAACCUGGAGGCUCCUCGUUACCGUCUCAUUACCAUAGACCUGCAGAAACCAGAGCAGAAGCACUGGAACACACUCAUUCCCCAGCACGAGAAGGACGUCCUGGGGUUUGUGGAAUGUGUGAACCAGCGCUUCCUGCUGGUGAAUUAUGUGCAUGACGUGAAGGACAUCCUACAGCUGUAUGAACUUCAGUCGGGGAAACUGAUCCGAGACCUGCCGUUAGAAGUGGGAACUGUAACCGGUCUGAGCUGCAAGAAAAAACACGCUGACUUCUUCUACAAGUUCACCUCAUUCACUACACCGGGUAUAAUCUACCACUGUGACCUGAGUCGGGCCGACCCUGAGCCCACAGUCUUCCGGCAGGUAGAGGUGAAGGGAAUCCAGGCCAGCGAUUACCACACCACUCAGGUGUUUUACCCCAGUAAAGAUGGCACACAGAUCCCGAUGUUCCUGGUCCACGCGUCUGGCAUCGAGAGAGACGGAUCUCAUCCGGUGUUCCUGUACGGAUACGGAGGAUUCGAGAACUCUAUCCAGCCGCACUACAAUUCUGCAUACCUGGUGUUUAUAAGACACCUGGGUGGGAUCCUGGCCGUAGCGAACAUCCGAGGAGGAGGAGAGUACGGCCAGACCUGGCACAAAGCGGGCACUCUUGGGAACAAGCAGAACUGUUUCGACGACUUUCAGUGUGCAGCCGAGUACCUGAUCCGAGAGGGCUUCACCCGAGCCGACCGCAUCGCCAUCAACGGAGCCUCCAACGGCGGUCUUCUCGUGGGCGCGUGUGUGAACCAGCGGCCCGAUCUCUUCGGUUGUGCCGUCGCUGAGGUCGGGGUCAUGGACAUGCUCAAGUUUCACAGAUUUACCAUCGGUCACGCCUGGACCACCGACUAUGGCUGUGCGGACGAUCCGGAGCAGUUUCAGUGGCUCAUCAAGUACUCUCCUCUGCACAACCUCCCUGAGGCCCCUGGAGCCGGGCCCCCGUACCCCGCAAUGCUGUUGCUGACGGCGGAUCACGAUGACCGCGUGGUUCCUCUACACACACUGAAGUACGCAGCCGCUCUGCAGCACGGUGUGGGCCGAAGCCCGGCUCAGACGCGGCCGCUGAUGGUGCGAGUCGACACGCGGAGCGGACAUGGGUCCGGCAAGCCCACCGCUAAAGCCAUCCUGGAGGACACGCACGUCUUCUCCUUCAUCGCACACACGCUGGGCCUCAGCUGGAGAGAGUGAGACACCAGCAACAGUUACAUGACCAGCCCAACGCAUUCUCAUCCCAAGGCGUCAUAUACGACCCUUUUGCCAAAGCACAGAGAUCCAACGCACAUGAAACCUUUAGUGUCAAUAUAACACGCUUCGGUUAUGGGUAGGUUUAGGUCUGGGGUAGGGUUAGGGUCAGACCACUAGG